AUGUCGUCUCCGCCAUCAACUGGGCAGCCGCAGCAGCCGCAGCAGCAGCAGCAGCAGCAGCGACAAUGCCAAAGCUCCGACUCGACGAUGGCAGGUGAAGGCCGGGAAGGCCAAGACUGGAGGAAAAGAGGGCCGCUGGGACGCUGCGUCGAUGUCGACGACGACGACGACGUCAACGAUCAAGGCAGACGGCCAGACGAUGGCGCCUCGUCGUCGAUGGCCUCGCAGGCACGGCGCGACGCCGACGACCUCGCGGCGCUGGGCCACGUGCAGGUGCUGACGCGCAAGUUCAGCACGUGGAGCAUGCUGGCGCUGGCCUUUACCGUGCUCGGCACCUGGACGACGUGCGCCCAGGGCCUCAACAACGGCCUCGUCAACGGCGGGCCCGUCGCCAUUCUCUGGGGCCUCGUCCUCGUCGCCCUGUGCAACACGUGCGUCGCCGUCAGCCUCGGCGAACUGUGCAGCAGCAUGCCCACGGCCCUCGGCCAGGCCUACUGGAUCGCCCGCCUCGCCGACAAGGCGCCCGCCGCCCGCUUCGCCUCGUACCUGUGCGCCUGGAUCAACACGUUUGGCUGGUGGACGCUGGCCGCCUCGCAGAUUGCCUUCAUGUCCGACUUUAUCCUCGCCAUGCGCCUCAUGUUCCUCGACGACGACGCCGCCGCCGCCGCCGCGCCGCCCGGCUGGCUGCGCUUCCUCGUCUACCUGGCCAUCACCCUCGCCUUCACUCUCUUCAACCUCGUCGCCUGCCGCCGCGAGUCUGUCUUGCCCGCCUUCAAUAACUUUGUCGGCGUCGGCUUCGUCGCCCUCUUCCUCGUCUUCGUCGCCACCCUGCCCGCCGCCGUCGCCACCCACUCGGGCCUCUCCUUCCGGCGCCCCUCGUUUGUCUUCGCCGCCUGGCUCAACCGCACCGGCUGGCCCGAUGCCGUCACCUGGUUCCUCGGCCUCGUCCAGAGCGCCUACGGCCUCACGGCCUUCGACUCCGUCAUCCACAUGGUCGAGGAGAUUCCCGCCCCGCGCCGCAACGCCCCGCGCACAAUGUACCUGGCCGUCGUCUGCGGCGCCCUCUCGGGCUUUCUCUUCAUGCUCGUCUGCCUCUUCUGCAUCCAGGACCUCGAGCGCCUCCUCAGCCCGCCCUCGGGCUUCCCCUUUAUCGAAAUCACCCAGUCCACCGUCGGCCUCUCGGGCGCCGCCGCCCUCAUCGCCCUCUUCAUCUUCAACGGCCUCGGCCAGGGCGUCAGCAUCCUCACCUCGGCCUCGCGCCUCACCUGGAGCUUCGCCCGCGACGGCGGCAUCCCUUUUGGCGCCUUCUUCGCCCACGUCGACCCCCAGUGGAGGGUCCCCGCCCGCGCCCUAUGGCUCCAGGCCGCCCUCAUCUCCCUCGUCGGCCUCCUCUACCUCUUUGCCAACACGGUGCUGCAGGCCAUUCUCAGCGUCAGCACCAUUGCCCUCACCAUGUCCUACGCCAUGCCCAUCCUCGCCCUCGUCCUCGUCGGCCGCGACAAGAUGCCGCCCCGCGAGUUCAACCUCGGCCGCCUCGGCCCGCCCAUCAACGCCGUCUCGCUCGUCUACUGCGCCGUCACCACCGUCUUCUUCUUUUUCCCCAGCCAGCCCAACCCGCGGCCCGGCGACAUGAACUUUGCCAUUGCCGUCUUUGGCGUCAUGCUGGUCGUCGCCCUUGGCUUCUGGGUCGUCCAGGGGCGCCUCACCUUUUUGCAGACGGGCGGAGACGUCUUGUACGCCAACAAUCUCGCCACGGGCCGCGAUGUGCUAGCCGACGACGGCGCCACGGUCACGCGCACGCGCGACGACGGCAGGAAUCUGACGAAGCCGCCGUCUGUCGGGGAUUGA
Messenger RNA from Hirsutella rhossiliensis, 1848 nucleotides. Its product is annotated as amino acid permease domain-containing protein. Lineage: Eukaryota; Fungi; Ascomycota; Sordariomycetes; Hypocreales; Ophiocordycipitaceae. The coding region runs from base 1 to 1848 and encodes 615 amino acids. Gene Ontology annotation, biological process: amino acid transport; transmembrane transport. Gene Ontology annotation, cellular component: membrane. Gene Ontology annotation, molecular function: transmembrane transporter activity. The transcript has a single exon. The record is from RefSeq and is a predicted model, not a curated record.